CUGAAAUUUACGAUUGCGAUGUCUGAGUAAAGCUCACGCAAAUAAAAAAUUAGUUUAUUGAAGUCCUUCCUUGUAUAUCUUACACAAAACACAUAGUACACAAAAUACAACAGUAUUCUUAGCUUAUAUCAUAUGAAAUUUUGAAAUAAGUCAUGGACAAACCCAGUUUUAUGAUAGAAGCUCAAAAGCAACAACUUUUGAGUUAUCAAUCCAAAUUGAAGGAUGCUGCCGAUGCUUAUAAGAAUCUAUUGGAAGAGAAGGAAAUUCUUAAUGCCACAAUAUCAGCUUUUUCUGCUAUAGAUGAAAAUCAAGAGCUUUCGAAUGAUAAAUCGAGAAUUGAUGGAGCAACAAAGCAAUUAAUGAAUUCUUUGGCAACAUUGAGUGCUGAGAAGAGUCGAAUGGAGGCUUCGUUUCAAGCUGACAAGAAAUCCCUAAGGCAAGAACUUUUACAAAAAGAUGCCAAAAUUAAUGAGCUUAAAGAAACUUUAAAACGAAUGAAAACGCAUCAUCAGAUGGAAACAGAAAGUUUCAAAUUAAAACUCGUAUCAUGCGAUCGAAUGUUAACAGAUGAACGACCUAUAAAAGAAAAUUUAGGCGCUGACAAAAUCGUGAAAGAACUUAAUCAAGAAUUAGAUGAAAGAAAAAAGGAGUUGGAAGAUUAUAAAAAUGACAAUCAAUAUCUGAUGAAAGAAAUAGAAAAUCUGAAGAAUCAACUCAUGAGUGAGAAGUUAAAGACAAGAGAAAUAAAUGAGAAAAGUCGUCAACUUACCGCUCUUCAUGAAGAAAAAGUGCAAAUGAUAAAAGAAUUUAGUCAAAAAUUAGAUAAUAGAGAAAAACAGUCAAAAUUUUAUAAAAAUAGCAAUCAAAAUCUGAUGGAAGAAAUAAAAAAUCUAAAGAAGCAACACAUGGAUACUCUCAAAACUGAAAAGCAGAAGGCUAAAAAUGCAAAUGAGAAAUUUCUCCAACUUACUGAUUUACACGAAGAAAAAGUACAAAACUUAGAAUCACAAUUGAAUGAAUUAAAACUCACUGUUGCUCGCUAUCAAGAAUUGCGUGAAAAAGAUCAGAAAAGUAUAUACCACUUGAAAAACACAAUUAUACAGCUUAGUGGUGAUAUUGAAAAUGUGUACAAGCAAACAAGCAAAGAUUUCACUGACAAUUUUAUGAAAAUAAAAAAUAUUGUAAGCGAACAAUAUUGUGCUAUCGAUAAUAGCUUAAAUGAAGUAGCUGUGAUUGAUAAUAAUGCCAAUAAUACUGCAACGAAAAAGUACAAAAAAAUAGUUGAUAAUAACAAAACGAAUGAUAAAACAAUGAUCAAUGCUACUAAAAAAACGUACAAUAAUGUGAACAGUAGAAGUAUUGUAAAUGGUUCAGCAGCCGUCAAAACGAUUAAAAAUACCGCGUCUGAGAUGCAGUCAAACAAUUCAAUUCAGCCAAACCAGGAAAAUUCCACACUGCUCAACGGCAGUAGAAAAGAGCGAUCACUUCACUAUUGUUCAAUAUAUGUUGUCAGUGCUUAUAAGAGUCUUCUUAAAGAAAAAGAGGCUCUUGAUGCCUCAAUAUCAGUUUUAUCUUCGUCUGCCAAUGAAAAUCAAGAGCUUUCGAAUGAUAAAUCGAAAAUUGAUGACGCCACAAAGCAACUAAUGAAUUCUUUGGCAACAUUGAGUUCUGAGAAGAGUCGAAUGGAGGCUUCGUUUCAAGCAGACAAGAAAUCCCUAAGGCAAGAACUUUCACAAAAAGAUUCCAAAAUUAAUGAGCUGAAAGAAACUCUAAAAAACUUAACAAUGUCUCUUCAAAUGGAAAAAGAAAGUUUCAAAUCCAAACUCGUAUCAUACGAUCGAAUGUUAACAGAUGAACGACAUUUAAAAGAAAAUUUGGAAACUCAACUAAAACAACUUAAAACUCAGUUCUCUUUAACAUCUAACGCUGACAAAAUCAUGAAAGAACUUAAUCAAGAGUUAUCCGAUACUAAAAGGAAGUUAAAAGCUUAUGAAAAUAACAAUCAAAAUCUGAUGAAAAAUGAUUCAACUUCUUUACAAUUGCUUCACGAAGAAAAAGAGAAUCUGAAAAAGCAACACAUGGAUAAUCUCAUGACUGAAAAGCUAAAGACAAGGGAAGCAAAUGACAAAAGUCGCCAACUUACCGCUCUACAUGAAGAAAGAGUGCAAAGUUUAGAAUCGCGAUUAAGUGAAUUAUCACUCAGUGUUGCUCGCUAUCACAAUUUGCGCGAACAGGAUCAGAAAAAUAUAUUUCACUUGAAAGACACGAUUUCUCAGCUUACCCGUGAUUCCGAAAAUGUAGUCGCAACUGACACUAAACAGAAAAACUUUUCCAACAUUCAAGUGAUUAUGGAUGAAUUGGAUAUGUUGAAACAUUUACUGAUUUACGAAAAUACUAAACUUGAUAACCCCAUCGACUUAUCACUUGUGCUAUCAGUUCCUACAUCGUCUUCUGAAGAAGCAACAGUUAGUUAUGAGAAAUUUCAAAUGUACAAAAAAGAAAAUGAUAAAGUGAAGUCAGAAAAUGAAGUUUUAAAAGCAAAAAUAAUUGAAAAUAAUGUUCAUAUUGCGACACUUCAAGAGAAAAUUGAAGUUCUUAAUCAAAAUCUUGAUGAUCUUGAUAAAGAAGUUAAAAAUAAAUCAAUCGAGAUAAACAAUGUUGUCAAAACUGAGAAGAGUAAAUGGCGUGAGAUUAUCAAUCAAAUGGAAAGUGAACAUCGCUCAAAGGUAUCCCAAUUAGAACAGCAACUUCAGAAGCAACGCGAACGUUCACUAAUUCUUCUUGAAGAGAAAGAAAACGAAAUUAAAACAUUGAAAACUUCAAAUGAAUUAUUCAUUCCUAAACAUAACUCAUUUUCUUAUCUUCAAUUUAAUCUCUCCGAUAAAGACAGUUCCGAAACAGAGAAAAAUGUUGAAAGAAAAAUCAGUUCUUCAACUCAAAAUCUGCCUGAAACUCAUAUGAUUUAUUAUUCGAAUGAAUUAGCAAGAAAAGACAUAGAAUUAUCAACUACACGAAAAGCUAAACGAGAAGCUGAAGACUUAAUCAGACAAACAUUAAAAGAAAAGAUUAUGAUUCAGGAAGAACUCAGUGAGAGGAUUAAGCAGUUGGAAUUGGAAGUUCAUAAAUUGGAACGUUCGAAAUCACGGGAAAGUGCAAAUCUUGAGUAUUUGAAAAAUGUCACUUUAAGUUUCUUGUUGACUUCUGAUCCGGAAUCAAGAAAGAAGAUGCUUAAUGCGAUCACUGCUGUGUUGAAAUUUGACGAAAGUGAAAUAGCUCAAAUCAGCAUUCUUUCUUCUAAGAAGAAAUAGAAAAUCUUUUAUUAAGACAUCACUAAUUGUAUGUAAAUCAAAUCCUGUGAAGAUUAAAAUUUAAAUAAAGUUAUGCAUUUGUCACAUAUUUUA
Messenger RNA from Clunio marinus, 3401 nucleotides. The record is from the annotation of a GenBank genome assembly. NCBI's taxonomy places the organism in Eukaryota, Metazoa, Arthropoda, Insecta, Diptera, Chironomidae.